Molecule: messenger RNA, 1801 nt
Organism: Podospora bellae-mahoneyi
Lineage: Eukaryota; Fungi; Ascomycota; Sordariomycetes; Sordariales; Podosporaceae
Gene: ADE12
Product: Adenylosuccinate synthase
Exons: 7
Coding region: 377-1633 (418 amino acids)
Biological process (GO): IMP metabolic process; 'de novo' AMP biosynthetic process
Cellular component (GO): cytoplasm
Molecular function (GO): GTP binding; adenylosuccinate synthase activity
Source: RefSeq, a predicted model, not a curated record
GCCUCGCGGCCCGUUUGAAUCGCAACGGAUUGCCCCGCCGUUGCGACUGCGCUGCCUGCCCCCAACCGCCAUGGCAUGUAAAUAUUCAACACAGUAGACCUCAAAACACCCACCGCUAUUCGAUAGCAAAACCAAUUACGUCUCCAUUUACCCCGGAAUCUACUUACAGCUGCCAAGUUUUCUUGUUACCGUACGGUAAGCAUUUCCCACAUUCAGUGACUCAGGCAGACCCCACCACAAAACCCCGCGCUCAAUUCGCCUCGCCUCAAUUCAAGCUGCCAUUGAAGAACCGCAAAAACAACGACACCUGAAGUGUUUCCCCUCUGAAUCUCCCCAACGACUGAAGCAAGCAGUGUUGCCUACGGAACGAAUCACCAUGCCGACUACCAUUAUUCUUGGUUCCCAAUGGGGUGACGAGGGCAAGGGCAAGCUCAGCGAUAUCCUUUGCCAGAAGGCCCAGAUCUGCGCCCGCGCUGCUGGAGGUCACAAUGCUGGUCAUUCAGUUGUCUUCCACCUGCUCCCAUCAGGCUUGAUCAACCCCAACUGCGAGAACCUCAUCGGCUCCGGCGUCGUCGUCAACGUCGAGGCUUUCUUCAAGGAGCUCAAUGCGCUCGAGGAGAAGGGUCUGAAGCACGUCCGCGAGAAGAUCCUCAUCAGCGACCGCGCCCAUGUCAACCUCACACUCCACGCCGCCGUCGACAGGGCGGAGGAGGCUCAAUUAGAAGGAAACAAGAAGAUUGGCACCACCGGCCGCGGCAUCGGCCCAUCAUACGCCACCAAGGCCAGCCGGAAGGGUAUCAGGGUUCACGAGAUCUUCAAGGAGGCCGUCUUUGAGAAGAAGCUGCGCACUCUGGCCGAGGGGUAUAAGAAGCAGUUUGGCGAGCUUUUCGAGUAUGACGUUGAGGAGGAGAUUGCCCGCUUCCGCGAGUACAGGAAACUGCUUCCCAACUUCGUCUGCGACGGCCCCAACUUCAUCGAUCAGGCCCAGAAGAGCGGACGGGACCUCUUGGUUGAGGGUGCCAAUGCCCUGAUGUUGGAUAUUGACUAUGGCACCUACCCCUACGUCACCAGCAGCAAUACUGGUUUCGGUGGUGCCGUUACUGGUCUUGCGCUCGACUACAAGCAAAUCAAGGAGGUUAUUGGUGUCGUAAAAGCUUACACCACCAGAGUUGGUGGUGGUCCCUUCAAGACCGAAGACCUCGGUGAGGCCGGCACCAAGCUCCAGGAGAUUGGCCGUGAAUGGGGUGUUUCUACUGGUAGGAGACGUAGGUGCGGCUGGCUCGACCUUGUCGUGCUGAAGUACUCUCAGCUCAUCAACAACUACACAUCGUGGAACUUGACCAAGCUCGACAUCUUAGACACAUUCCCUACCAUCAAGGUUGCUGUCGCCUACAAGGACAAGGAGACUGGCGAGGUCAUCGAGCACUUCCCCGCCGACCUCGACUACCUUGACACUCUCGAGGUUGUCUACAAGGAGUUUGAGGGCUGGCAAACACCCAUCACUUCGGUCAAGACCUUUGACGCCCUUCCCGCGCAAGCACAGGCGUACGUCAAGUUCAUUGAGGAGUUCACUGGUAUCCCCGUGAAGUGGAUCGGUACUGGCCCUGCGCGCGACGACAUGAUUUGUCUUUAAGCAAGCAAAGCAAGAUGUCUGCUUCGGCGAGAGUUUGCGGAAUGUUUGGAGAGAGUGUUAAGACUCAUAGAUUCCCCUUUUCUUUGUGGCUUUUCUUUUUUUGUAAAGAGAGAGGAAGGGAAGGGAGGGUUUUGCAAAAAGAAAAAUGAUGGGAGGCAACGGCGUACC